AUGGCACCGAAAAAUGUCAGCUCGCAUAUUGUCGUGGAUAAUGAUCAACCUACAGCUCCACCUCCUUCAACUAGGGCGAGUGUUGCGAUGAGUAUGAGAUCCUUGCCAGAGGCCGCUCCUCCGGCCAGCCAGACCAAUAUGAAUACUCUCCCCAGGCUCAGCAACCCCAUGGCCACCAUGCCGCAGCAAGAUCGAAGCAAAAAGAGGAAGGCCUUGACUAUUGACACCCGUGCCGAAACAACGCUGGACAAGUCUCAACGGCGUCGCCAGAACUCAAACGCAGACUACGUUCCAGUUGCCCCAGUCCCUUUACAAGAGGCGCCCGCCUCUCGUCCGGGCAGUCCGUCCAGGGUUUCGUUACCUUCGUUCAUGCGGCCUUCGAUGAGCAGUAGCCGUCAGAGUUCUAUUUCGCAGCAGGGCCUGAAUCCGGGCAUAGCGCCGUUCUAUCCUGCCCAAAGCACUGCCCAGGUUGGCACGACCCAGGCGAAUUACGCCACUGGCCCUAGCCCUAACCUAGGUUCACGGAACGCAAGCAUUUCUAGUGCCCAGUUUGCGCCCCAGUACCAACUGCCCCCUAUUCGAACCAACCCAACACCCAGUCCGAGAGCCACCCAAAUGCCCCCACCGCCGCAACAGCAACCACAGCCUCUAUCAGGAACGCAUCGACCCAGUGCCUCAUCGCCGGAGUUCGAGGUCCUCGCUCUGAGGUCUCAAUUGAACCUCAGCCAGGCGGAAAAUGCCGCUACGGCGAGGAACCUGUCAGACUGUGCGUUCCGGCUACGGCAAUGCGAGCGUGCGAAUGCCGACUUACACAGGGCACUGCACAACGCGACUCAGGCAGCAACACGGGCUCCACGCCGAGAAACACUCAGUUCUAUUCCAGCGCCGAGCGAGCAACUGACGCAAUCCAUGAUUGAAAAUCUCCAGCGGGAGAAGAAUGCCUUGCUCGCCAAAAAUGAACAGCACAAGAGUCAGAUUCGGCGUCUCAAUGAGGAGCUCAAUAAGGUCAUCAAUGAACUUCCGAGCGACAGAGAACCCUUGGUUCGAGAGAAUAUGGAACUACGGGCCAAGUUACAGCGCAGUGCUGGGAUUCUGACCUCCAUCGAGAAGAAAGUGGCUGCAGCGAUGAAUGAUGAGGGCAACGGGGAUGGCCACACUGGGAAAUGA
Molecule: messenger RNA, 1167 nt
Organism: Aspergillus versicolor CBS 583.65
Lineage: Eukaryota; Fungi; Ascomycota; Eurotiomycetes; Eurotiales; Aspergillaceae
Exons: 1
Coding region: 1-1167 (388 amino acids)
Source: RefSeq, a predicted model, not a curated record